AUGUCGUCGUCUUCAUCGUCAUCGGAGGCUACUCCCCCAUCAUCUUCAUCUUCAACGGACUCUCCACCCUCUCCUCCUGCAACAACGCCUCCAUCAGAUUCCACGCCGCCGCCCUCUCCUCCCACAUCAACACCGCCUCCGCCCUCCCCAACAUCAACUCCACCCCCGCCCUCUCCUCCAACAUCAACGCCGCCUCCACCUUCACCCCCAACAAGCACCCCUCCCCCUCCUCCUCCCACCCAAUCCCCUCCAACCUCGCCGCCUCCAUCACCACCAACAUCUUCCCCUCCGCCCCCCGCCUCUUCAUCCCCUCCCCCUUCCCCUCCCUCCCCCGCAAAAUCCGAAUCUCCCCCAUCAUCAGAAUCUCCUCCUUCGCCGGCAUCCUCCACUACUCCAACACCGUCUCUUCCAUCAAACCCAACCCCAGCCACUCCCGCCCAAACUCUCCCUACACAAGGAGCCGCUGGUUCCUCACCCGUAAUCCCUUCCCCCCAUUCAAAACCUAUCUCUCCAGAAAUACCCUCUCUCUCUCCCAACCUCCCCCUACCUCGCUCAGCCGGUUCAACCGAAACUCUUCCGCCAUCUUCCAAAGACUCUCAGAAUGUUAAUGGAGUUGUCGUCAUCGGAGUUGUAGCCGGAGUAGGAGUAAUCAUUGUACUCCUCUCUAUCAUCUUCUGCCUCUUGUGUAAGAAGAAAAAAAGGAAAUCUGAUUAUGUACCAAACGCCCAAUACUACAACCAAGAUCCGUCUCUGUGGCGCGGGCAGCAACAACCUAUGGAUCCGAACAUGAAGCUCCACCCCGCGGGAAGCUUCAUGGGAGGCGGGUGGGCCCCUGGCACGAGUGGUGAAUUCAACUCGGGUUAUAAUAACUCAGGGCAACAUGGUGCGAUACAGUCGCAGAACGUGGGAGGUAUGUACCAGUUUAGCUACGAGGAGCUUGCCAACGCCACCAAUGGCUUCUCUCAGGUCAACGUGUUGGGCCAAGGCGGUUACGGCCUUGUUCACAAGGGUGUUUUGCCGGAUGGGAGGAUUGUCGCUGUGAAGAGCCUCAAGAGCGGGAGCGGGCAGGGCGAACGAGAAUUCCAGGCGGAGGUUGAGAUCAUCAGCCGCGUCCACCACCGCCACCUUGUCUCUCUCGUCGGAUACUCUGUUGCUAAUGGCAACAAACUCCUCGUCUACGAGUUUGUUGCUAAUAAGACGCUCGAGUUUCAUCUUCAUGAUAAAGGUGGAGCUGGGCUUGAUUGGGGGACAAGGCUUCGUCUUGCAGUUGGCAUGGCUAAGGGGCUUGCUUAUCUCCAUGAAGAUUGUAGCCCGCGGAUCAUCCAUCGUGAUAUCAAAGCUGCGAACAUUCUUAUUGACAACAACUUUGAAGCAAUGGUGGCUGAUUUCGGUUUGGCUAAACUCACUACCGAUAACCACACUCAUGUCUCUACACGCGUGAUGGGAACUUUUGGAUACCUAGCGCCGGAAUAUGCUUCGAGCGGGAAGCUGUCGGAGAAAUCCGACGUCUUCUCGUUCGGGGUAAUGUUGUUGGAGAUUAUCACGGGCCGGAGACCCAUCGAUCUCACCAACAUGAUGGAAGAUAGCUUAGUAGACUGGGCUCGGCCUCUUCUCAGCAAGGCACUCGAAGACGGAAACUUCGAAGAAGUGGUGGAUCCGGGGCUUGAGGGUAGAUUCGACCACAGCGAGCUCUCUCGCAUGGCGGCAUGCGCGGCGGCCAGCAUACGCCAUUCGGCGCGAAAGCGCCCUAAGAUGAGCCAGAUUGUGCGGGCCCUCGAGGGAGACUCGUCCCUCGAUGACCUGAACGAUGGGGUCAAGCCUGGCCAGAGCGGCGCGUUCAACCCUAAUGGGGGCUCAGAUGCGUACGACACGCGCGCGUACAAUGCGGAUAUGAUGAAGUUCAAGAAGAUGGUCAUGGCGUCGGAGGAGUUCACCAGCAGCGAAUACGGCGGCGAUUCCUCUGAGAUGGAACGAAAUUGAUUUCGUGUCGUCGCACGUUUUCCCCUCGAAUCAGACAAACUAGAGAAGGGAAUCCCGUUGAGUUUAUGUUCGUCCCGUUGCUAAAGGGAGCCGAACUUAAAUCAGAUUAUGAACCAUGAAAAGAAAUGCUUGCUUAA
Salvia splendens (bonfire salvia) is the source of this 2117-nucleotide messenger RNA. Its product is annotated as proline-rich receptor-like protein kinase PERK5. Gene Ontology annotation, biological process: protein phosphorylation. The coding region runs from base 1 to 1980 and encodes 659 amino acids. The transcript has 5 exons. Gene Ontology annotation, molecular function: protein kinase activity; ATP binding. The record is from RefSeq and is a predicted model, not a curated record. NCBI's taxonomy places the organism in Eukaryota, Viridiplantae, Streptophyta, Magnoliopsida, Lamiales, Lamiaceae.